Messenger RNA from Melospiza georgiana, 828 nucleotides. It is a transcript of the gene TMEM45A, whose product is annotated as transmembrane protein 45A. NCBI's taxonomy places the organism in Eukaryota, Metazoa, Chordata, Aves, Passeriformes, Passerellidae. The transcript is spliced from 5 exons. Bases 1 to 828 code for a protein of 275 amino acids. The record is from RefSeq and is a predicted model, not a curated record.
AUGGGCAAUUUCAAAGGGCAUGCCCUCCCUGGAAGCUUUUUCCUUCUUUUUGGCCUGUGGUGGUCAGUGAAGUACCCACUGAAGUACGCCUGCAGAAAGAACAAGAACGUUUGCUACCUUGGUUCCAGGGCAGGAUUCCAGCGCCUGGAGUUUGUGGAGGGCAUCAUCAAAGCUGUCUUUGCCCUCAUUGGGAUGGUGGCUGAGCAGUUUGUUCCUGAUGGACCUCAUCUGAAGCUCUACAACUACGAGAAGAAGCACUGGGACCACUUGAUGAACUGGCAGCAUGCCACCAUGUACCUCUUCUAUGGCAUUUCAGGGCUGGUGGACAUCGUGGCUCACGGCACCAACACGCUGCCAGCAGCCAUGGACAGGAUGAUGCUGUCCAUAGCAGUCUUCAUUGAAGGUUUUCUCUUCUGCUACCAUCUUCAUGGGAGAGCCAUGCUGGAUGUCCAUGUUCAUCAGUUACUGCUAUUUGCUAUCUUUGGAGCUGCUGCCUGCAUAUUUUUGGAAGUGUUUUUCCGUGGCAGUAUCGUGCUAGAGAUGCUCCGUACAAGCCUCUGCAUAUUGCAGGGCAGCUGGUUCUGGCAGAUUGGCUUUGUGCUUUACCCUCCAAAUGGAAGCCCAGAGUGGAAUCAGACAGAUCACACUAACAUGAUGUUCCUAACCAUGUGCUAUUGCUGGCAUUAUGCUUUUGCUUUUCUUAUACUUGCAGUCAAUUACACAAUUGUCAGCUGGGCGGUCCAUUCGAAGGUCAAGCAGUCCCAGUCCAUGGAAAUGGGUUUACUGAAAACAUCUGAACGAGAUCAUGAGUCAGAAGAAGAAAUUUAG